Mercurialis annua (annual mercury) is the source of this 1618-nucleotide messenger RNA. RefSeq names its product probable protein S-acyltransferase 14. The transcript is spliced from 7 exons. The coding region runs from base 292 to 1215 and encodes 307 amino acids. The record is from RefSeq and is a predicted model, not a curated record. Gene Ontology annotation, cellular component: endoplasmic reticulum; Golgi apparatus. Gene Ontology annotation, molecular function: protein-cysteine S-palmitoyltransferase activity. Gene Ontology annotation, biological process: peptidyl-L-cysteine S-palmitoylation; protein targeting to membrane. Lineage: Eukaryota; Viridiplantae; Streptophyta; Magnoliopsida; Malpighiales; Euphorbiaceae.
AUCUUAUUAUUAAAUAAUAAAAUUAUUUCUCCUUCUCUCUAUCUCUGUCUCCCUAGACCUCAAUUCUAACAUGGAUUCCACAUAAACCAGACUCCCGAUUCCCAAUUCUGAUAAACCCUAGAUUCACAAUUCAAAUAUAACACAAACAAAAUUAUCCAUAAAUAUACGAAAAUAUGUUAAUUUUAUCUUAAAUAAAAUUAAAAGAAGAUAAAAAAACAGACUCUGAAUCUACAGCUUCAAGAUCGAAAGAAAAAACUUUCGUUUUAGUUUAAUUUCUGUGUAAUUUAAGUAAUGCAUAGAUCUGGAGCUGCUAUGGCUUGGAAUGUGUUUAAGUUUUGUACGGCCCUUCGUGGUCUCGGCUCGAUCAUGAUCUUGUUAGUUCUUGGGGUUAUUGGUGUCACCUACUACGCCGUCGUUUUGACCAAUUAUGGCCCCGCUUUGCAAGAUGGCGGCUUCGAUUCUGUCAAUGCUAUUGCUGUGUUGAUCCCAUUUCAUUGCUUGUUGGUGAUGCUGUUGUGGAGUUACUUUUCUGUUGUUCUUACUGAUCCCGGUAGCGUGCCUCCUAAUUGGAGACCUGCUAUUGACGAGGAAAGAGGCGAGACUGACCCGUUGAAUAGCUUAGAUUUUAACAGUGUUCCUACUGAUUCGUCAAAUCAAAGAGUUCGGUAUUGCCGGAAAUGUAACCAACUGAAACCACCUCGAUGCCAUCAUUGCUCUGUCUGUGGGAGGUGUGUGCUAAAGAUGGACCAUCAUUGUGUGUGGGUUGUGAAUUGCGUUGGCGCAUUGAAUUAUAAAUAUUUUCUUCUAUUUUUGUUCUACACAUUCCUCGAGACAAGUCUCGUGACUUUGUCCCUGUUGCCACACUUUAUAGCGUUUUUUAGUGAUGGAGAAAUUCCUGGAACACCCGGGACCCUUGCAACCACAUUUCUCGCCUUUGUUUUGAAUCUGGCAUUUGCAUUGAGUGUUCUAGGAUUUCUGAUCAUGCACAUAUCCUUGGUUUCUGCUAAUACCACAACUAUUGAGGCAUAUGAGAAGAAAACUACACCAAAAUGGCGCUAUGAUGUCGGUCGAAGGAAGAAUUUCGAACAGGUAUUUGGAGUAGAUAAGCGAUAUUGGUUCCUUCCGGCUUAUUCAGACGAAGACCUACGACGAAUGCCUGCACUUCAGGGACUUGAAUAUCCAUCAAAGCCUGACUUAGACUGUCAAGAGUUUUGAGAACCAGUUCUGCCACGUGUAUCCAAACGCGCCACAGUAUCUUGCCGGAAAAACAAACUGCAGCAAAUUUUUAGGCUCCUAACCAUUCAUUCUCACGGGUUUCUUUCUGCGUUAACUAGAGACUGAGACACACACAUAGAGAGAGAAAAAAUAGAGACCUGUAUUAAGAAGCUGAUUGGGCAGGCAGACCAAAAUGUAGGAGGUUACGGAUUUCUGGUCAAGAGAUGAUGAUCUGAUGCUUGUUUUCUUGUAAUUUUGAGUGUGUAGGAAUCACAAAAAGAGAGGCUACGUAGGUCUUGUUGUACAUUAAAUGAAAAUGUAGAAAAUCAGUCUGGUAGAGGUUAUUGAUCAAUUUAUGCUUGUAAUAGCUCACUUUUAGAAAAAGAAAAAUCAUUUCUUCGCU